AUGACCACCGAGGGCGGGCCGCCGCCACCCCCGCCGCGCCCGCCGCCGGCCCCGCUCCGCCGCGCGUGCAGCCCGACCCCCGGCGCGCUGCAGGCCGCCUUGAUGAGCGCGCCGGCCGCCGCCGCCCUGGAGACCGCCGCCACCUCCUCGUCCUCGUCCUCGUCGUCGUCGUCCUCCUCCUCCUCCAACUCGGCCGGCGCCUCCUCGGCCGCCUGCAAGAGCUCGAGCGGCGGCGGCGGCGGCGGCGCGGGCGCGGCCAGCGGGGGCCCCAAGAAGGCGAGCUCGGGGCUGCGGCGGCCGGAGAAGCCGCCCUACUCGUACAUCGCGCUCAUCGUCAUGGCCAUCCAGAGCUCGCCCAGCAAGCGCCUGACGCUCAGCGAGAUCUACCAGUUCCUGCAGGCGCGCUUCCCCUUCUUCCGCGGAGCCUACCAGGGCUGGAAGAACUCGGUGCGCCACAACCUCUCGCUCAACGAGUGCUUCAUCAAGCUGCCCAAGGGCCUCGGGCGGCCCGGCAAGGGCCACUACUGGACCAUCGACCCGGCCAGCGAGUUCAUGUUCGAGGAGGGCUCGUUCCGCCGCCGGCCGCGCGGCUUCAGGCGGAAGUGCCAGGCGCUCAAGCCCAUGUACCACCGAGUGGUCAGCGGCCUGGGCUUCGGGGCCUCGCUGCUGCCCCAGGGCUUCGACUUCCAGGCGCCCCCGUCGGCGCCGCUCGGCUGCCACGGCCAGGGCGGCUACGGCGGCCUCGACAUGAUGGCCACGGGCUACGACGCCGGCGCGGGCGCCCCCGGCCACGCGCACCCGCACCACCACCACCACCACCACGUCCCGCACAUGUCGCCCAACCCGGGUUCCACCUACAUGGCCAGCUGCCCCGUGCCCGCGGGUCCCGGGGCCGUGGGCGCGGCCGGGGGCGGCGGCGGCGGCGGAGGAGACUACGGGCCGGACAGCAGCAGCAGCCCCGUGCCCUCGUCCCCGGCCAUGGCGAGCGCCAUCGAGUGCCACUCGCCCUACACGAGCCCCGCGGCGCACUGGAGCUCGCCCGGCGCCUCGCCUUACCUCAAGCAGCCGCCCGCCCUGACGCCCAGCGGCAACCCCGCGGGCGCCGCGGGCCUGCACGCCAGUAUGUCGUCCUACUCGCUGGAGCAGAGCUACCUGCACCAGAACGCGCGCGAGGACCUGUCAGUGGGACUGCCUCGCUACCAGCCUCACUCAGCUCCGGUGUGCGACAGAAAAGAUUUCGUCCUCAAUUUCAAUGGCAUUUCUUCCUUCCACCCCUCGGCCAGCGGGUCGUACUAUCACCACCACCACCAGAGCGUGUGCCAGGACAUCAAGCCCUGCGUCAUGUGAACAACGGAGGGGGGGGGCGUGUGGCGGCCCCCACCCCAGCCCUCUCUCCUCUCUCCUCCUCAGCGAGGGGCGGACAGAACGGCCUGGACUCGCCCUUGCAGUAAGUAGCCCGCAGCCGCAGCCGGAGUGCCCAGGAGAGCCUCGGCCGCUGACACUCGCCUUACUCUUGCAAGGGGUCCAGGCUUGGCCAGGUGACACAGCAGGCUCCCAGAUGAGAGAGCAGGGGACUUAGGAGCUGUGUCACGUGGAAACGUCGCACGCUGGGGCCAGGAGACAAGGUGUGCGUGUGCGUGUGUUUCUCUUUGUCUAUGGAAACUUGUGUGCUUUUCAAAAAGGCCGUGCUAAGCACAGGAGUUGGAGAAAAAACCUCAUGUUGCUGGCCAGCUGAGCCGGAGAGCUCGGUGUCGCCCAAACACUACGUUAGGAGACAGGUGCCAAAGACAGCGAUCGGGAGCUCGCUCGGCAGCCACGCGUGGAGCUGGAGAAGAGGUUUCGGUCUUGCGACAAGAUGACGUUUUUACAAGGCUGUUUUUACACCCUGUUUUAGAGAUAUUUUUAUGAUCUUCGUCUAUACUCUCACUUCGCUUGUAUUUUCAAAGGAGGAUAUAUUUACACGUAUGUAUACUUUUACAG
Messenger RNA from Lepus europaeus (European hare), 1980 nucleotides. It is a transcript of the gene FOXF2, whose product is annotated as forkhead box F2. Gene Ontology annotation, molecular function: DNA-binding transcription factor activity, RNA polymerase II-specific; RNA polymerase II cis-regulatory region sequence-specific DNA binding. Gene Ontology annotation, biological process: regulation of transcription by RNA polymerase II; animal organ morphogenesis. The coding region runs from base 1 to 1347 and encodes 448 amino acids. The transcript is spliced from 2 exons. Gene Ontology annotation, cellular component: nucleus. The record is from RefSeq and is a predicted model, not a curated record. NCBI's taxonomy places the organism in Eukaryota, Metazoa, Chordata, Mammalia, Lagomorpha, Leporidae.